CUACUGCAUCAUUUUGAGAGAAAGGAAGGGGAUUCUGAUUUCAUAUUAACAUUGAAAAAUGCUGUUGGACAGAAUCUUGCAACACGAUAUACUGACAAUAAUGUGCGAAUGUUUUUAGAGGAAUCCAGUGCUUUGGAUCCACGAACCAAAGGCAAGCCAUGUAUUCAAGCAGAAACUUGGGAAAGACUGGAAGACAAGUUGUCUGUGAUGGACUUAAAUGUUAAUGCAAUCAAGACAGAGGCAGAUGCUAGACCAGUGAGACCAGUCAACAUUCCACAAGUAAAUCACAUUCCUCUGCCAGCACUUCCAACCAUUCCUGAUCACCUCAGGUCUGGUAGUUCAACUGAGGAUGAUUCAGAUAAUGAGAUUUCAAAACCUAGUGAACAAAAAGUACCAAGAACUGCUUUGGAGUCUUUGUUUGGGGAUGAUGAGGUUUUAGUCACAGGUGAAGAAUUCAUAACUCCUGCUGAAUUAGCAAGAAAAGAGGUAGAAAGCUACAAGGGACAUAAACCAGCCUCGAUGAAAGAAAACCCCUUAGCAUGGUGGAAGGAAAAUGAAGUUUAUUUUCCAAAACUUGCCAGGCUUGCUCGCACAUACUUUUGUGUACAGGCAACAUCUGUUGCCUCAGAGAGAGUGUUUAGUACUACAGGAGACAUUGUUUCUGCAACGAGGAUUUUCUAG
Saccostrea cuccullata (small rock oyster) is the source of this 681-nucleotide messenger RNA. Its product is annotated as E3 SUMO-protein ligase ZBED1-like. Lineage: Eukaryota; Metazoa; Mollusca; Bivalvia; Ostreida; Ostreidae. Gene Ontology annotation, biological process: regulation of transcription by RNA polymerase II. The record is from RefSeq and is a predicted model, not a curated record. Gene Ontology annotation, cellular component: nucleus. The transcript is spliced from 3 exons. Bases 109 to 681 code for a protein of 190 amino acids. Gene Ontology annotation, molecular function: protein dimerization activity.